This is a messenger RNA of Hyposmocoma kahamanoa, 1112 nucleotides long. RefSeq lists its product as uncharacterized. The transcript has 9 exons. Bases 1 to 1092 code for a protein of 363 amino acids. NCBI's taxonomy places the organism in Eukaryota, Metazoa, Arthropoda, Insecta, Lepidoptera, Cosmopterigidae. The record is from RefSeq and is a predicted model, not a curated record.
AUGAUAAGGUACGACAAUAAGCGGUCCGCUUGCAAUAAGGACUCACCCAAGGGCCAAUAUGCGGCACUUGAGGGUGAUACAAUAGCCCUCAAAGAUGUACAACUCGUAGCACCAUCUGCUGUACGUCUCGGCGACACGGUGUCCCUAGGUUGUACCUUCCAACUCGAAGGCAAUGAGACCCUGUAUAGCGUCAAGUGGUACAGGGGACGACAGGAGUUCUUCAGCUAUUUACCAAAAGAAUAUCCUACUACGAGGAUAUUUGCUGUGCCUGGGAUAGACAUUGAUGAAUACAGAUCAACAUCCCAGCAAGUUGUGUUACGUGACGCCACUCGCGCUCUGGCCGGGAGGUACCGCUGCGAAGUCUCGGCAGACGCGCCGUCCUUCCACACGCAAGUUCGCUCCGCCAUCAUUCAUGUCGUUGAACUCCCGUCGGAGAAGCCAACGAUAAAGGCUGAGAAAGGCUGGUAUGCGUCAGGAGACUCUCUGAAAGCACACUGCAGCUCUCCACCUGCCGACCCACCGGCCAACCUGACCUGGUUGCUAAAUGGGAAAGAUAUCGAAGGCAAACCGAUAAUACAGCAGCGUAUUCUUCCCAGUCCGGCUGUGUCAAUCGAUAUACCCCACCCAGCACGCACCCCACCACCUCUCGAUGAGAACAACAACAUCAUUUUCAGCCCUUGGAAGGCUUUUGGACCUUUUGUUGAUACUAUACAGGACGGUGAAAUGCUGCCAAGUCAAGACAGCGUAAUGCUUCCUACUCCAAGGAACCACGAGCUCUCCUUGGAUGAUGAUGUCACAGAUCCCAUACCUACUGCAGAAACAUCGAAUAAGGUGGCGUCAGUAAGCCAACUGUCCUUCAUAGUGCGACCGGACAGCUUCGAGCGCGGUCAGCUUCGCCUCACGUGCAUCUCGACGGUGCACUCUGUGUACAGCGAACGCGCUGAGCUCGUCAUCAAUGAGGAGCGGCCGCAGAUCGCCUCUGUGCUGGGCACGAGGGGGCACGCUACAGGUCCAGUGGCAUCUGCGUUGCUGACUGUUCUUUGUUCUGUGGUCGUCUUCAGUAAUGUUAUAAUGAGACAAAUCCUCCGAUGAUGGCGGGCCGCGGCAGACGC